Molecule: messenger RNA, 807 nt
Organism: Protobothrops mucrosquamatus (brown spotted pit viper)
Lineage: Eukaryota; Metazoa; Chordata; Lepidosauria; Squamata; Viperidae
Gene: POLR2G
Product: RNA polymerase II subunit G
Exons: 8
Coding region: 73-591 (172 amino acids)
Biological process (GO): positive regulation of nuclear-transcribed mRNA poly(A) tail shortening; DNA-templated transcription; transcription initiation at RNA polymerase II promoter
Cellular component (GO): RNA polymerase II, core complex; P-body
Molecular function (GO): single-stranded RNA binding; translation initiation factor binding; single-stranded DNA binding
Source: RefSeq, a predicted model, not a curated record
CAUCGAGCCGCGGCGGGAGGGGCGGGGUUGUCUCAACGUUCCAUCCGGCCGUGAAGCGCUCCGCUUGGGAGGAUGUUCUAUCACAUCUCCUUGGAGCAUGAAAUCCUGUUGCACCCUCGUUACUUCGGGCCCAAUCUUCUCAACACGGUGAAGCAAAAGCUUUUCACCGAGGUGGAAGGGACCUGCACCGGCAAGUAUGGCUUCGUCAUCGCCGUAACCACCAUCGACAAUAUCGGAGCUGGCGUGAUUCAGCCGGGACGCGGCUUUGUCCUUUACCCGGUCAAGUACAAGGCGAUUGUCUUCCGCCCGUUCAAGGGCGAAGUGGUGGACGCCAUUGUCACUCAGGUGAACAAGGUUGGCCUCUUCACCGAGAUCGGACCGAUGUCUUGUUUCAUAUCCCGACAUUCGAUUCCUUCAGAAAUGGAGUACGAUACUAACUCGAAUCCACCCUGCUACAAGACUGUGGAUGAGGACAUUGUUAUCCAGCCAGAAGAUAAUAUCCGAUUAAAGAUUGUGGGGACCCGGGUGGACAAGAACGAUAUAUUUGCCAUUGGAUCCCUGAUGGACGACUACUUGGGACUCCUGAACUGAAGGUUCAUUUCUGUUCUUCCGGUGUUCUCCCUGAUCCGUCCUCACAAGGAAAGGUUGGCAGGCUGCUGUUUUACGGGAAAGAGUGACCAUUUGCAGGAUCCCUAAUUAGUUGGGAGCAUCGCUGAAGAUCCACUGGUCUCCCUGUUGUCUUUUGCUGGAACCGCAUGUCUGUGUAAGCCCCUUUUUCCGUCAUUAAACAUUUUCCCGUUCUCUGUU